AUGUUCCCUCCAAAACAGCACGGCUCUCCCGUGUUGCCCCCACGGUACAAGCAACUCCAAGCAGCAAAUGGACGAAGAGUAUUCAAAGCAUUCACAGUCUUCGCAGUCUUCGCAGUCUUCACAGUCUUCACAGUCUUCACAGUCUUCACAGUCUUCACAGUCUUCACAGUCUUCACAGUCUUCACAGUCUUCACAGUCUUCACAGUCUUCACACCCAGUCGCCUGAUCUACCUAGCGACUGCGCUUGACAGGCCGAGUGCAUCAUCACACGUGCAUUUGCAAACGCCCACCUGCACCUUCACUCCCAGCACUGCAGCCUUGGAACACACACGUCCCAACCAUGCAUCCUUUGUGCAACCGGAGAAACCCUUUGAUCGCGUCAGCCAAAUUGCGCAUACUCGCCCUGCACUUGGUCGCAUACCUUUCUACUGGUAUGCCGCUGGAAGGUUCGGCCCGCUAUGUGGUUCGCUACCGUCACAUGAAGGAAGCUGCGCAUGGUCCUUUGGUUACCUCACCUUGCAACCACCAUCAUGCCAUGUUCAUAGCGACCCCCACCACCUAGCCAGCGUGGACAAUCCAGGAGACAGCCAAAGAGGAGGAAAUAUAAUCAAUCCACACCCUGCAGUCCCGACCAAACUUCCUCGACAAGUCCCAUCCGACAAGAAGAGCAUACUCGACGCCCGCAGAACGCUUCCCCAACUCGAGGUCGUGGUCGACUUGCCUACCAUGCCAGCCUCGCAAUCCCCUGGCGCCAGCGCAGCAGAGCGUCCUCGGCUCUCCGACGCACAGAAGAAGGAGAACCACAUCCGCUCUGAACAAAAACGCCGCGAAGCCAUACGCGAAGGCUUCGACCGCCUCGCCGCUAUAGUGCCCGGCAUGGAGGGGCAAGGACGCAGCGAGGCUGUCGUCUUGGAAGCCACAAUCAAGUACAUGAGGGAGAAGAUUGUAGAGAGGCAGGAAAUUAUUGCCAAGGCGAGGGAGAAGGGCAUCGACACAACGGGGUGGGAACUACCGGAUGAGACGUUGAGAGCGUGUGAGGCGCAGCUGAGACGGCAGGAGGAGGAGGACAAACGGACGGGUGGCGGGGACGAGGGAAACAAGUCGUAG
Plenodomus lingam JN3 is the source of this 1107-nucleotide messenger RNA. The record is from RefSeq and is a predicted model, not a curated record. NCBI's taxonomy places the organism in Eukaryota, Fungi, Ascomycota, Dothideomycetes, Pleosporales, Leptosphaeriaceae.